GAGACACAGGCUCCCUGUGGGGAACCUAAUGCCUGACUUGAUCCCAGGACGCUGGGAUCACGACCUGAGCUGAAGGCAGACACUCAACCUCUGAGCCUUCCAGGUGCCCCACGCCCAGCCUUUCUUUUUGGGGAAUUCGGAUGGUAAUGGGGGUUGGGGCUUUAAUUAUUUAGAAGCCUAGUAGGCGCGUUUCACUUCAUUAAACUCAGGCGCAGCACCAAGAGGCCGUCCCUGACUCACCCAAGCUCUGGGGCUCUGAGAGGUCAGUGACUUGGCCUAGGGACCCCAACCAGCCAGGGGCCGGCCUGGGAUUCCGCGCCAGCCCCCACGCUCUCUCCAGCACCCGCUGUCUGCAGAGAGGCGGUCGCUGCUCCCUGGCGCCCCGGAUUGGCCGAGGACUAAAUGGGGACCCGCUGACCCACUCGCGUCCCAGCUCCAGUCCGCAGGGAGAGAGCUGGCCCAGCCAGGGUGCCUCCGCACCCCUGGAGAGCCCGGAGUCUGGGUCGUCGGGUCCCGCCCCGUGCGGCGCUCCUGCGGCUCCGGGAUCCCGGCUCCAUCAUCCCGGGCGGGGGCCAGUCCGAGCCUCGAACCCACGCCCCGUUCUUUCCAGCCCGGCCUUCGGCUCUGCGGCCGGAUCCCUAGCUGGGCGCAGCGGCCGGCCUGGGAAGGGUGGGCAGGACACCACGCCCGGGCAAUGCUGCGGCCCCGCACGGAAGGGGUGUCGCCUGCAGGUCACCCAGAGGACACCAGGACGGGAAUUCCUGGGGUGGGAGUGAGGCGAGGAAGGCGAAGUGGAAAUUGGAGAGGCUAGGCGUUGGAUAGACCGGGACGCAUUGCCGGGUCCUGCGGCCCGACCUCGAGGACCACCGAGGGGGUGCGGAGAGGAGGGGAGCGCGCACAGGACCCCUCCGCUCGCCCCCUGCCCCUUCUCCCUGCUCUGGACGCUCCAGACCCCAGCCCGGGCCUAGCUGCUUCCCGCUCCACGAUCGCUGCACGCCCCGUCGGAUCCAGGUAGAGAAGAGGGAGCCGCGCGCAGGCGGAGGAGGACUGGGUGGCCGGGCGCUGGCGGGCUCCGCAGCGGGUCCCCGCACCGGGCACGUCCGCCGCCUUCCUGAGCUCUCCCAGAAGAUGUCGGGCGCUAUCUUCGCGCCCCUGGACGGCCUGGGUGCCCUGGACGCCGCGAGCGGCCACCCGCUGGUGUGCCCGCUGUGCCACGCACAGUUCGAGUGUCCGUGCCUGCUGGACUGCUUCCACGACUUUUGCGCCGGCUGCCUGCGCGGCCGCGCCACCGACGGUCGUCUCGCCUGCCCGCUGUGCCAACACCAGACGGCGGUGAAGGGCCCCAGCGGGCUCCCUCCGGUGGAUCGGCUGCUGCAGUUCCUGGUGGCCAGCUCAGGGGAUGGCACGGAGGUGGUGCACUGUGCCAACUGUGACCUGGAGUGCACUAAGCAGGAUGCGGAGACCACGUACUUCUGCAACACGUGUGGGCAGCCACUGUGCGCGCGCUGCCGCGAGGAGACGCACCAGGCACGCAUGUUCGCGCGCCAUGACAUCGUGGCCCUGGGCCAGCGCAGCCGCGACGUGCUCCAGAAGUGCACGCUGCACGCGGAGCCCUACAUCAUGUUCUCCACCGACAAGAAGUCGCUGCUGUGCAUCCGCUGCUUCCGGGACAUGCAGGGGGAGAGCCGGGCGCACUGCGUGGACCUCGAGUCAGCAUACGUGCAGGGCUGCGAGCGGCUGGAGCAGGCGGUGCUGGCCGUGAAGGCCCUGCAGACCGCCACGCGGGAGGCCAUCGCGCUGCUGCAGGCCAUGGUAGAGGAGGUGCGGCGCAGUGCAGCCGAGGAGGAGGCCGCCAUCCAUGCCCUAUUCGGCAGCAUGCAGGACAAACUGGCAGAGAAGAAAAUGCUGUUGCUGCAGGCUGUGCAGAGCCAAUAUGAAGAGAAGGACAAGGCCUUCAAGGACCAGCUCUCCCAUCUGGCCACUCUACUGCCCACACUGCAAGUCCACCUGGUCAUCUGCUCUUCCUUCCUCAGUUUGGCCAGUAAGGCUGAGUUCCUGGACCUGGGCUAUGAGCUGAUGGAGAGGCUGCAGGGCAUUGUCACCCGUCCCCAGCACCUCCGGCCAGCACAGAAUAGCAAGAUCACCAGUGACUACCGCGCUGAGUUUGCACGCUGCCUGGAGCCACUGCUGCUGCUGGGGCCUCACCAGGUGACAGGUGCUGGGAGCAGCACCAACAUGCUAGCAGCAGGCUCAGGCUCCAAGGUGUUGAUGGUGCCCAGCCGCCCUUCCCCAGUGGGAAAGACAUUGGGGUCGCUGGUCCAAAAGCCCACACUGCACCGGUCCAUCAGCACCAAGGUGCUGCUGGCAGAGGGGGAGGACACAGCCUUCACAGAGCACUGCCGCCACUAUGAGGGCUCCUACCGGCGCCUGCAGGCAGAGAUACAGAACCUGAAGGACCAGGUACAAGAGUUGCACCGGGGCCUCACCAAGCACCACUCACUCAUCAAGGCCGAGAUCAUGGGAGACAUCCUGCACAGGUCCCUGCAGGUGGACGCACAGAUUGCCUCGGAGUAUGCGGCCCUGGAGGGGAUGAGAGCAGUCUUUCAGGAGAUUUGGGAGGAAUCCUACCAGCGGGUGGCUAACGAACAGGAGAUUUACGAAGCCCAGCUCCAUGACCUUCUCCAGCUGAAGCAAGAGAAUGCAUAUCUGACCACCUUCACCAAGCAGAUCACACCCUACGUCCGCUCCAUUGCCAAGGUGAAGGAGCGGCUGGAGCCAAGGUUUCAGGUGCCAGCGGACGAGCAGUUGGGGUACCUACAAAACAUGCAUGAUGACAGCACCAACAGUGAGACUCAGGCCAGGAAUGACCUGGUGAGUGUCACAGAGAAGAGAGAGAAAAUACCAGAACCCAGAGGGAACAGCAGGACUCUGAACAGCCUCACAGAAGAGCCUCCACUCAAGAAUAAAGAUCCUCAUAGACCCAGGCAGAAAAAUGGGGGUGAUGUCCCCACACGGAGAGAGCACCCGACUUAGCAAAUGGGACUGGUCCUGAGGGUUGGGCAUUUUACAGCAUGCACAUCAAGACUGGAAUGUUUAAGAAAAAGUUGUUCCCAUCAUGAAAUAAAGGGUAAUCACUAAUCAGCAGAAAAAUCCAGAGUCUGAUGGGUCCUAAUUUCAGAUUCUUUGGCUAAGUGAGCUAAGCUUCACUCUUCCCUGCGUUCACAUUGCACAAAGCCUUGGUCCUCAUCAUGGACACUGGGGACGACCAGUCCACGUGGAAAAUGUGAAAAAAGUGAACAUCCAGUGCAAGUCCUUCACCACUCUGGCAUCUCUGUAACGUCUGUGUGCGGGUGCACCUGUCUAAACUUUAGAUAACAAGACUACAAUACUGUGUGGCACCUGCUCCACCUCAAAUGAAUUCAGGGUGUCCUGAACCAUGGCCCUGCUGGCAAGUUCUACCCAGUAAUCUAAGCACUGACUCAGCAAAAAUGAAAAACCAUUGCUCCAGUUUUCUCCUUUCAGGCAAGUACUGAGUUCACCAAGUGAAGGAGAAGAGGCUGGCGGCAUGUGUGGCAGGAGAUGGUCGCGACAACUUCUCCACAACUUUUCCCUGCUUUUCCAGACGACUGUCACUCUCUUGUGUUCACCUUCUAUUGAAAGUAAAGGACAAUCCAGAAGUGACUUUCCCACUCCUGCACAGUGCUGCUUCUAUCAGGUGCAACUUCAGGUGCUUAAAAAGGAAAAUUAACCCAGAUGACCUAUAAUUUAAAGUUUUGGAGGUAAAAUGCCCACACAGUCACAUUUUAAGCAGAUAUCCAGCUUGAUUCGGUAGUUCCAACAGUGAAUGGCUUCCAUACGCCAGGUCGGCCCACAAUGAAUACAUGAAAACAUCACAUCAAUACCCAACACCUCUGCACCUGCUGUUCUGGAGCAUUGGCAUUCUCAUUCAAGAGCAUCACAAACCCACAGGAGCCUAAAGGGCAGGAGGAACCUGUCUAAGGAACUGGUUAGAGAUUAGAAUUCAGAAUGGAGUUGAGUGGGCCAAAAUACCAAACCAAACCAAAAUACAUCUGGUUUUGUGCUGUAGGUACCAGACAUUUCUUAGCCAGAGGGGACAUGAUCUUAGUUUCUAUAUCCCAGACAAUCACACUAUGGUUCAUAGUGAAAUCAAGUACAGUUUUAUUUAAGAAUUGGAAAGAAUAUUCAGUAUCUGUGAAAGAAAAUCCAAUUUAAAAUAUUUAAAUAAACAUUUCUGCAUGUAAAAAGAAGAGUAGAAUAAUUACUCCAUUAAAUUACUCUCCUAGCUACGGGACGGCUUCCUCUAGAGCAAGCGCUUGGGAUCACCCUGAAGGCUGGCCCUCCAAGCCCAGGGCAACGCGUCAAGCUCUCACAGCAGGGCACAGAGAGCAAGCCUCUCCCACCAACCUCAUCAAGUCACUAUAGAAGCGAGAUACGGUGGGAGAGCACGAGUAUCUAAGGCAGUAAGAAAGUGCAGAGAAGGGACAGUGGUUUACUGUAGGUACAGUAAACCACUGAGGGUACAGAGGGACUGCUACCAGAUGAGCUUGAGCUACGGCCAACCCUCCGGAGCCUAAGCUAUUAACACAUGUAUUGAUUUAGGAAUAUUUUCCUAUCAUGUCAAUCACUCAGAGUGUUAAAUAAAUGGAAAGGAUUAAUAAUAAA
Molecule: messenger RNA, 4683 nt
Organism: Canis lupus familiaris (dog)
Lineage: Eukaryota; Metazoa; Chordata; Mammalia; Carnivora; Canidae
Gene: RNF207
Product: ring finger protein 207
Exons: 17
Coding region: 1129-3033 (634 amino acids)
Biological process (GO): regulation of heart looping; regulation of cardiac muscle contraction
Cellular component (GO): perinuclear region of cytoplasm
Molecular function (GO): zinc ion binding; Hsp70 protein binding; transmembrane transporter binding
Source: RefSeq, a predicted model, not a curated record